Messenger RNA from Harpia harpyja (harpy eagle), 4484 nucleotides. RefSeq names its product solute carrier family 7 member 11 (gene SLC7A11). NCBI's taxonomy places the organism in Eukaryota, Metazoa, Chordata, Aves, Accipitriformes, Accipitridae. Bases 841 to 2352 code for a protein of 503 amino acids. The record is from RefSeq and is a predicted model, not a curated record. Gene Ontology annotation, biological process: amino acid transmembrane transport. Gene Ontology annotation, cellular component: membrane. The transcript is spliced from 12 exons. Gene Ontology annotation, molecular function: L-amino acid transmembrane transporter activity.
UAGGCUGAUUUGGGUGUGUUGCUAGGCAACUCAGGGUAACAAGGGGUUGUAUGUAUUCUUUAGGUGGGUGCAGGUCCCUGUAGAGAUUUCCGGGUAAGUAACAUAGAUGUGAGAGAGGCUGAUCAACUGCGACACAAGAAGUUAAGCCCCGCAAACUUAACUUUCGUUAAGAGGAGUUUUUCAAGAAAGAAAUUGGAUUAGACCCAGGGAUGACGUAUCCUGUUUGAUUUCUUUUCCCCUUGCACUCUGACGAGCUUUGUGUUUAGGCAGGCUUUUAUUUCUGGCUCCGAGUUGCUUGAAAAAAAUUUGGGAGUGUGUCUCGGGGUGUCGAGGGUGAUGUGCUUAGCUUGAUUGGCUCAGUUUUGCUUGCGAGUGCUUUGUUCUUCCCACCACCCUCAGGUCGGUUGUGCAACAUGCCCCUACUGUUUAAAAAGAAAAAAAAAAAAGAAAAAAAAAAAAGAGAAAUGCUGAGUAAUGCCAGAGGUUUCUCAAAUGGCUGAUGCAAACCUGGAGAAUUUGCAUCAUCAUUCAGCUGGAGUAACUUGGUAUGACAAGAGCUUAAAUACAAGUCCACGCGGAAGCUGAGCUGGUUUCCAAUGAUAGGGCAGUACCAGCUCGCAGUGUGAAAGCGCAGGUGUUCCUGAGCAGUGCUCAGAUCGCAGUAAAGGCUCAAAUACACUUUAGGAGCUUGCUACCUGUGCGUAGGAGCAGCUGGAAAGAUAAGAGAGGGCAGAGGAAGAGACUAAGUAGUUGACUACGCAGAGAGGAAAAAACCCCUUGAGUUUCUGCUGCAAACUUUUUUGCCUGUGCUUGCUGUCGGCGUGCUGGUGGCACUGUAGCAUGUUUAGGAAAGCUGCUGUAACCACGGUCUCUAAUGGAAGCUACUUGCAGGGGCAAGCUAAUGGCAGGUUGCCCUCUAUGGACAGUGGACAGCCAGCCCAGGAGGGAAAAGUUGUGCUGAAGAAGAAAGUGACGCUCUUGAGGGGCAUAUCCAUCAUAAUUGGCACUAUCAUUGGAGCUGGCAUCUUCAUCUCUCCCAAAGGCAUCCUGAAGAACACGGGCAGCGUGGGUAUGUCCUUGACUGUCUGGACAGUGUGCGGUAUCCUCUCGCUCUUUGGUGCCCUCUGCUAUGCUGAACUAGGAACAUGCAUUAAGAAAUCUGGUGGUCACUACACCUACAUCCUGGAGGCCUUUGGCCCAUUACCCGCUUUUGUGAGAGUCUGGGUUGAAUUACUCAUCAUUCGCCCUGCUGCCACAGCAGUGAUAUCAUUGGCAUUUGGACGUUACAUUUUGGAACCUUUCUUUAUGCAGUGUGAAAUCCCAGAACUUGCGAUUAAACUUAUAACAGCUGUUGGCAUCACGCUGGUGAUGGUCCUGAAUAGCACGAGUGUCAGCUGGAGUGCCCGCAUUCAGAUUUUUCUUACCUUUUGCAAGCUUGUAGCAAUUCUGAUAAUUAUAGUCCCCGGAGUUAUCCAGCUAAUUAAAGGAGAAACACAGCACUUUAAAAAUGCCUUUGCGGGGAAUGAUGCCAGUGUUAUGGGAUUACCACUUGCUUUCUAUUCAGGAAUGUAUGCCUAUUCAGGCUGGUUUUACCUCAAUUUUGUUACUGAAGAAGUGGAAAACCCUGAAAAAAACAUACCCCUCGCAAUAUGCAUUUCAAUGAUUAUCGUCACAGUUGGCUAUGUGUUAACAAACGUGGCUUAUUUCACUACAAUCAGUGCUGGGGAAUUGCUGCUUUCAAAAGCUGUAGCAGUGACCUUUGCGGAACGACUAAUGGGGAACUUUUCUUUAGCUGUACCCGUAUUUGUUGCUCUCUCCUGCUUUGGAUCUAUGAAUGGUGGCAUUUUUGCAGUCUCCAGGAUGUUCUUCGUUGCAUCCCGCGAGGGUCACCUUCCGGAAAUUCUCUCCAUGAUUCAUGUCCGCAAGCACACUCCUCUGCCAGCUGUCAUUGUUUUGCAUCCUCUCACAAUGAUAAUGUUAUUCAACGGGGAUCUCUACAGCCUCCUGAAUUUCCUCAGUUUUGCCAGGUGGCUUUUUAUUGGACUAGUAGUUGCUGGGUUGAUUUAUCUCAGAUAUAAACGUCCUGAUAUGCCUCGUCCUUUCAAGGUGCCUCUAUUUAUUCCAGCAUUGUUUUCCUUCACCUGCCUCUUCAUGGUUGCACUGUCACUUUACUCUGAUCCAGUGAAUACAGGGAUUGGAUUUGCAAUAACCCUGACUGGAGUUCCUGCUUACUACCUCUUUAUUGUAUGGGACAAGAAGCCAAAGUGGUUCAGAAAGCUCCUAGACAGGGUAACUGUAACAUUGCAAAUCCUCUUGGAAGUUGUCCCAUCAGAGGAAGACCAGAAAUCAUGAUCUUCGUGUACAGCUUUUGGCUUGGUGUUUCAUUUCAACCUGAGGAAGAGGGUAGGGACAUUUCUCCCUCUACCUAACAUUCUGCAAACUGGAGGAACAAGUCACAGCUGAGAUGGAUACCGAGCAAGUCAGUUACCAGAACUGUAUUUUAUGAUGUUGCAAAUUUUAUUUUAAUGUGGUUCUUUUAUAUGUAGAAAGCAAGAACUCGUGCUAUGAGGGAACUCAUCUCUUCACUAUUUCUUUUGUUACAGUGUCAUAUUUUAACAAACCGUAGGUUCGUUAAACUAGGAUUUUGGUUGCAUUGUCACUGAAAAUAGGUUUAAGCAAUGUGUAAGUAAUAGUCAGGUGUACUGUGAAGAAUGUAUCCUGCUUGCUGUCCCUGAAGAACCCAACUCUCACCAGAAAGGGCGAGAUAAAGCUCUGCUGAGUUUCACUUACUAAUGUUUUUCCCGUCACUCCAUUUGGCAGCCCGAUGUGACUUCUUUUGCCUCACUGGGAGCACCAGCACACUGAUGCAGAAGCACAGCAGUUUCUUCAUUCCAGAGUUUUUAUACUAUAGCUGAUGGGAGCAUCUUCUGAGAAUUAAUAUUUCUGCCAGUGGGGUAGGAAGAUUUUAGCCUGGGGGCAGUAAUUUCAUACCUGUUAAAGUUUCUACCAGUCUGGAAAUGAUUGCUGUUUUUACCAAUGUUUCUUUGUCUACAUAUGUAUAGGAAAUACAGCAACUGAGUAAUCAUCUUCAAAUGAGUCAAAACAUUUGAAUGCGACCUCCGUUGCUGUAUUAAUAUUUUCUCUAUUGAAGCAUAUGGACCUGCAGCUAUCAGUCAGGGAAACCUGAUUUUAAAGUUUUAUAUCAUUGUUGGUGGACAGAAAUGAGUAAUAGUCACUGGUGGGAAUACUGUAUAGACAUGGCAAUAAAUACAAUACCUUUUUUUGAAUAAGGUAUAAGGCAAGCUACAACAGAUUUGUUGAUUGGAGUAGGGUAUGCGCCUAAUCUGUGGGCUUUUCAUUCAAGCAUACUCCAAUUAACUGGGCCUUGAGACACCAAGGAAGAGGUGCUCUGCCAAUGUCGUUAUCUUCAUGGUUGUAUCUCAGCAGAAACAGAGAAAGGCCAUCAAAACUGAUAAAAUCAAAUGCAAUUCAUCUUCAGAAUGAUGUUUGAGCUGAGAUUUGGCUCAAAUAUGAGCUGAAGUUUUGCCCUUUUUUUAAGAUAGUUGUAGAUAAAGAAAUUUUUUAAUGCUUAGAAAUUCAGUUUUAUAUUGUUAGUCGAAGACUACUCAACCUUAAGAUUAAGGUUUGUUAUCACUCUGUUAAGAAUAUAAUGCUUAAAUAUUGAAUGCACUACUUUUUGAGCUGUUUGCUAUCAGCAAGUCAUAUGUUUCAUGAAAACUUUUAUGGAACUAAGCAACAUUAAACUUCCUAAAUUGGGAGAAAAGCACAACUAGUAGCCAGACCACUACAGUAAAGGGAGACUGUGUGUUGUAUAUGUGUUGUAUAUAUCCAGAAUAUCUACCAUUUUAAGGGUGUACAGUAAAAUGUCUUAAAUUUAUACAUGUUUUUCUUUCUUGUAUUUCUCUGGUGGAAUUUCAUAGAAGUAGGGAAAUGGGAGUAACUAAUUAUGUAGAAGAGCAGUAAUUUAAGACACCGAAAACAUUUUGCAAACAAUUUUUUCUUUAAAUUUUUUCUUUUUACAUUAACUUAAAGUAUUAUUUGAAACUUAGGCAAACAUUUUGAGAGAGAUUUUUAUGUUGACAGUGCAUGUGUUUAAUUACUAUUUACAUUUGGGUCAGAAUUCUACUUUUGGGGCCAUCUCCUGCCAUCCCAGGUCACCAGGGUUUGGCCUGUGUCAUUGUGGAGCGUCUUCAGAGUACACAAACUGCAUUUCUCUCUGAUAAAAAUAAACUGCCUGAUGCCCUCCAGGAGAGCACGUAACAUACUCCACUAAUGGAUGCUGAGUGCGUGGGAUCCCACCAGAGCUAGUCCAAAGCAAAACCUCCUGAACGUUGAUAGUGUGGAUGCCAGGUUUUCAGCACCAACUGUUUCAUUCCAUGUAUUCACUCCUAUUGUGCCACAUUACUUGAAAGUUUAAAUGUGCGCAGUGUUAACUUGUACAAAUAAAUGGGCUCUGUAAAUAU